Molecule: messenger RNA, 272 nt
Organism: Oncorhynchus gorbuscha (pink salmon)
Lineage: Eukaryota; Metazoa; Chordata; Actinopteri; Salmoniformes; Salmonidae
Product: probable E3 ubiquitin-protein ligase HERC1
Exons: 2
Source: RefSeq, a predicted model, not a curated record
GUCAGCAUGGAGGCAGUCCGGGCCAGACUACGUGUUCUUUAUCACUUCUCUGACCUCAUGUACUCAUCAUGGAGAUUACUCAACCUCAGCCCAAACAACCAGAGCUGUACGUCCCACUACAACACAGGGACGUGGGGCAUCGUCCAGGGCCAGUUGAGGCCCCUGCUGGCACCCAGAGUCUAUACUCUCCCCAUGGUGAGGUCCAUAGGGAAGACUAUGGUGCAAGGAAAGAACUAUGGACCCCAAAUCACUGUCAAAAGGAUCUCCACACG